Messenger RNA from Arachis duranensis, 355 nucleotides. RefSeq lists its product as uncharacterized. Lineage: Eukaryota; Viridiplantae; Streptophyta; Magnoliopsida; Fabales; Fabaceae. The record is from RefSeq and is a predicted model, not a curated record.
CAGGUUUAUGCAUUAGGAGCAUUAUUCAUUUCAAGUUGGGUUUGGGCAAGGUGGAAUGAGAGGAAGGCGCAGGGUAAGUCUCCCAAUGAUGGGAGGGCUGAAGGAAGCCAUUCCGAUGAUAGUCGUCGUUCUUCCGAUGACAGCAAUAAUUAAACCUUCCAGUAGAUCGAUCGGCUGUUGAUCUUUUCAGACAACGAAUAGAAAAUUACAUUAGCGAUAUGUAACACUGCAACAGAAAUGCUUUUACAGUAUCAUAUGAAUGGAAAGAUUGUUUCAUUUUAAUAGGCACAUGUUAUAACAGAUGAAGUGGUGAUGUUUAUCAAAGUUCGUAUAUGAUUUACCUCCUUUUAUCUCA